AAUACAUAUCUUUAUUUAUAUUACAGUUUUACACAUAAUCACUUUUACUACUAUCCUAAUCAUUUGAUCAGUCACAAAGAGAGAGAGAGAGAGAGAGAAAUGUGUUCACUAGAGAAACGUGACCGUCUUUUUAUACUAAAACUCACCGGCGACGGCGAACACCGUCUAAACCCAACCUUACUCGACUCUCUCCGCUCCACCAUCAACAAAAUCCGAUCAGAUCCAUCAUCUUCACGAUCAGUCCUAAUCACAACAUCUGAUGGUAAAUUCUUCUCCAACGGCUACGAUCUUGCUUUAGCCGAGUCAAAUCCUUCUCUCUCUGUUGUAAUGGACGCCAAACUCAGAUCCUUAAUCGCUGAUCUAAUCUCUCUUCCUAUGCCAACAAUCGCCGCCGUCACUGGUCACGCCUCCGCCGCGGGAUGUAUUUUAGCGAUGAGUCAUGAUUAUGUGUUGAUGCGUCGUGAUAGAGGUUUUUUGUAUAUGAGUGAAUUGGAUAUUGAGUUAAAAGUUCCGGCGUGGUUUAUGGCUUUGAUUAGGGUUAAGAUUGGUUCUCCGGCGGCGAGGAGGGAUGUUAUGUUGACGGCGGCGAAAGUGACGGCGGAGAUGGGUGUAGAGAUGGGGAUUGUUGAUUCGGCUUAUGAUAGUGCAGCGGAGACGGUUGAAGCCGCCGUUAGGUUAGGUGAGGAGAUUGUUAUGAGAGGUGGUGAUGGACACGUGUAUGGUAAGAUGAGACAGACUCUUUUAAGAGAGGUUCUUGUCCAUACGAUUGGUUUAGAUGAGAGUGCUUCGAGUGCUUCGAGUGGGGUGCGUAACACUGGAUCUAAACUUUAGAACAUGUUUGUACUUUGGAUGCCAUAAAUACACUUUUGUACGAGAUUGACUUUUACAACUUUGUUGUAACAAAAAUAGCUUAAAAUC
Molecule: messenger RNA, 918 nt
Organism: Arabidopsis arenosa
Lineage: Eukaryota; Viridiplantae; Streptophyta; Magnoliopsida; Brassicales; Brassicaceae
Source: the annotation of a GenBank genome assembly